AUGCGAACGACGACGACGACGACGACGACGACGACGACGACGACGGGCGGUCGCUCGCGCGCGAGGCGUGCGCGUCGCGUCGCGUCGACGGUCGAUCGAGACGCGGCGACGAACGCGAGCGACGAUGGCGAUGGCGCGUCGACGUCGACGCGCGGGACGCGCCGACGGGCGUGCGCGCUGGCGAUCGCGAUCGCGCUCGCGCGCGGACGGGCGGCGCGCGCGGAUGGAUUCGUGGUCGGGGGGUCGGGGGCGAACGAGGCGAACGGUGGGUUCGCGCGCGAGGAGACGUACGAGUACGAGACGCGGGACCUGGCGGUGGACUUGGCGUCGCCGUUGGCGGCGUAUUGGGUGGUGACGAAGGCGUUGAAUCAAGAGAUUCCGACGUGGUUGAAUGCGAUCGUGUUGGUCGCCGUCGUGGGGGCGGGAUGGGUCGUGUUCACCGGGAACUCGUCGCUGGAUGCGUAUUUGCAAUGA
This is a messenger RNA of Ostreococcus tauri, 474 nucleotides long. RefSeq names its product unnamed product. Lineage: Eukaryota; Viridiplantae; Chlorophyta; Mamiellophyceae; Mamiellales; Bathycoccaceae. The record is from RefSeq and is a predicted model, not a curated record. The coding region runs from base 1 to 474 and encodes 157 amino acids. The transcript has a single exon.